ACAAAAGGGGAACUGCUCAGAACUUGAAAAAAAAAAAAAAAAGGAAAGAGAAAGAAACUGAGAAAGAAACUCUGCCGAAGAUCAGAGAGAGAGAGAGAGAGAGAUGAGCCGGGGGACUUAAAUAGGGAAGAGAGGAGGGAGAAAGAGAAGAUGGGGAUGGCGGCGUUGCAGUUGCAGGAGCAGGGAAAGGUGUAAUUGUGGGGUGGUGGGGCGUUUAAUUGUUCGUAUUAAUGCACAGACACGCUGCGAUACGAGAAGAAGAAGAAAGCGGAGGAGGAGGAGGAGCGAAUUGAAAGACUGUGGGACGCCUGACCUUAGCCAACAAGCAGCUUCAAUUUUAUCCUCUUCCCCGCCCCAAAAUCCAACCACAUCAUCCCCAUCAAUUAGCUGCCCAGCACGCUCUUUGAGAAUACUUACUUAAAACAAAACCCGAGAGACCCCCACUUACUACAGACUCAUACCUUCGCCAGAACCCGAGAAUUAAUUCAACCAAUAGUUACCCCUCCGCCUGGGCUUUCCCUUUUUCUUCCCUGCUUGCCCUACACUGUACCCUCAAAGAUCGAGCUGUCACUGAUAUGGAUUAUCGGCCACAAUUGAGGUCUAGGUCAGGCAUAGAGGUCGCGAAGCAAUGGCGGGUUUAUUCUCACUAGGCGGCGGAGGGGGUAGGGAAGGAGGGAGCAACCAGGAGGACCAGCCCCACCACGGCAACCCACCCACGGGAGUUCCUCACCCGGACGCCUUAUUUUGGUACAAGAACAAUGAAGACGUGCCUUGUUACAGAGGCUUCGAGCUCUGGAACCAGCAGCAGCAUGUCAUGCCGCCUCAGGCCAGGCCGCUUCUCCCCCAAGAUCUUUACUCCCUAGGGGUGGGGCCCAGCAGCAGGAGCUCCGAUGACCAGUCCUCGUCGAGAUCGGGCGUCAUGAUGAUGCGUUCAGCCGGGACGAGCGGUGGCGGAAUAAGCUGCCAGGACUGCGGGAACCAGGCCAAGAAGGACUGCCCGCACAUGCGGUGCAGGACUUGCUGCAAGAGCCGAGGCUACGACUGCGAGACCCAUGUCAAGAGCACUUGGGUUCCCGCUGCUAAGCGUCGCGAGCGCCAGCAGCAGCAACUGCAGCACCAGCUUGAGCUUCGAGGGGACAACAAUCCCAAGAGGCUGAGAGAUACUUCUAAUAAUAACCCCAGCACUUCUGCUCAUGUCCAAAUGCCCACCCACUCCUCCUCAGCAGAGGGGUUAGAGCUUGGGAAUUUUCCAGCAGUGUUCAGUUCUUCGGCGGAGUUCCGGUGCGUGCGGGUUAGCUCGAUGGACGAGGCCGAGGAGCAAUACGCGUACCAGACGGCCGUGAACAUCGGAGGCCAUGUAUUCAGAGGAAUUCUCUAUGACCAAGGCCCCGAUCCCAGUUACAUCUCCACCGCUGAUACUUCUCCCGGCGGAGCCGUUCAGCCCCUCAACCUCAUCGCUGCCACCGGCGCUUCCGCUCUUCCCGCUGCCGCGACAAGCGGUGGUGCCGCCGGGGCUUCCUCCACUGGCCCACUCCUCGAUCCUUCCAUGUACGCGGCGCCACUAAACCCUUUCAUGUCUGGCAGUGGUACGCAGUUCUUUCCUCAUCCAAGAUCUUGAAAAACCCAAAUAAAAUAAAGAUAGAUUACCAACUUUGUCUUUCAAGCUUCGAACAACUAAUAUCAUACCAUUAUUGUAGUGGUAAAUUUCAUAACCAUUCAAGUAGGGGACAAAGAAAGAAUGAAAGAAAGAGAAAAUGCGGACGAUGGUUGCUCCAUAUUUGAUUUUAUGCAAAUUUCAAUGUCUGUUCAUUUUAAAAUGAUAUUCCUCUUCUCCUUCUCGACACCUAUGUGUAUGACUACGACGUGGUGGAUUUCUAGUUCUGAAUUCUAACGUGGUAGCACAACGCGACUACAAUAUUUUA
Molecule: messenger RNA, 1922 nt
Organism: Prosopis cineraria
Lineage: Eukaryota; Viridiplantae; Streptophyta; Magnoliopsida; Fabales; Fabaceae
Product: protein SHI RELATED SEQUENCE 1-like
Exons: 2
Coding region: 629-1618 (329 amino acids)
Biological process (GO): positive regulation of DNA-templated transcription
Cellular component (GO): nucleus
Molecular function (GO): DNA-binding transcription factor activity; DNA binding
Source: RefSeq, a predicted model, not a curated record